CAACUACAAUAAAAAAAUAUUAUUUACUGUAUGUUGUGCAACGAAAAUAGUAAAAAUGUUAAGAGUAGUUAAAACCACAAUUAAUUGGGGAUCUGCUCCAAUUAAAUUAGUAGCAAAAAUUGGAGAGAAACCACAUACAUUAAGGUUGUUUUCAACAGGACACCAAAGAUGGCAAUAUUCUCGGGGAAACGGAUCCACUACUGUGCGCUUUGAGAGUAACAAAAAAAUAACACCUCUUGGCUGGUUUUUGUUACUCGCGCCUGUGUCCACAUUUGGUUUAGGUUGUUGGCAGGUGAAACGUAAAGCUUGGAAGGAGCAACUAAUAAAAGACUUAGAGCUGCAAACGCAAAUGCCACCAGUACCUCUACCGGCUGACUUUUCUGAAUUGUCGGCCAUGGAAUAUCGCUUGGUUUCGGUACGCGGGAAAUUUAUGCACGACAAGGAAAUGCUUAUGGGCCCUCGUUCAUUUAUACGUCCCGAUGGCGGAGAAACGACUGGAGGUUUAUUCUCACAACGUGAUACGGGUAAUGGCUAUCUUGUGAUAACACCGUUUAAAUUAGCUGACCGAGAUGAAAUAAUUUUGAUCAAUCGGGGAUGGGUGUCGAGAAAACAUGUCAAACCGGAAACGCGUAUUUCGGGUCAAAUAGACACUGAGGUGGAGUUAACUGGUGUGGUACGAAUGGGCGAGAGUCGCCCACAAUUCUCUCCAGAUCAUAAAGGCGGCAUUUUUCUCUACAGGGAUUUGCCAAAAAUGUGUGCAUUAACUGGCGCAUCUCCGAUUAUGUUAGAUGCCACCUAUGAGUCAUCUAUACCCAACGGUCCCAUAGGUGGACAAACACGUGUCACCUUACGUAACGAGCAUUUGUCGUACUUACUAACGUGGUUCAGCUUAUCAGCAAUUACUUCCUACCUGUGGUACCGUCAAAUACUAAAGAGGAUACCAUUUUAAAAGUCGCUUACAAAAUACAGUUGCCAAAGUAAUAUAA
Bactrocera latifrons is the source of this 986-nucleotide messenger RNA. It is a transcript of the gene Surf1, whose product is annotated as SURF1-like protein. The transcript has 5 exons. Lineage: Eukaryota; Metazoa; Arthropoda; Insecta; Diptera; Tephritidae. Gene Ontology annotation, biological process: mitochondrial respiratory chain complex IV assembly. The record is from RefSeq and is a predicted model, not a curated record. Gene Ontology annotation, cellular component: membrane; mitochondrion. Bases 56 to 949 code for a protein of 297 amino acids.